Messenger RNA from Corythoichthys intestinalis (scribbled pipefish), 5533 nucleotides. RefSeq names its product NCK-associated protein 1 (gene nckap1). Gene Ontology annotation, biological process: cell projection assembly; neuron projection morphogenesis; cell morphogenesis. NCBI's taxonomy places the organism in Eukaryota, Metazoa, Chordata, Actinopteri, Syngnathiformes, Syngnathidae. The transcript has 32 exons. Bases 221 to 3625 code for a protein of 1134 amino acids. The record is from RefSeq and is a predicted model, not a curated record. Gene Ontology annotation, cellular component: SCAR complex.
UCCUAGUGACCGAGAAAAAAAAACACGGCGAGCGGCUGGAGCGACGGUGGGUGGAGUACAGGAAGCUGCUGCUGUCCUCGGCUAUCUGAUCAUGGCCCAAAUCUGAUUCUCUCACAAACGCCACAAAUCGAGCAGCCGAGAUUGCGGACGUUUGUGAUUUUAUAGCACUGCUUUUCUUUCUCGACUGAUUUUUGGGAGGAUUUCAUCGAGGCGCUUCAAGAUGUCUCGGGGAGUGAUCCAGCCCAGCCAGCAGAAGCUGGCCGAAAAGCUCACCAUCCUCAACGACAGGGGCAUCGGGAUGCUGACCCGUGUUUACAACAUCAAAAAGCAAGGACAAGUUUGGAAGGCAUGUGGAGACCCCAAGGCCAAGCCCUCCUACCUGGUGGACAAGAAUCUGGAGUCUGCCGUGAAGUUUAUCGUGCGGAAGUUCCCUGCUGUGGAGACGCGGAACAACAAUCAACAGCUCGCUCAGUUGCAAAAGGAGAAGUCGGAGAUACUGAAGAAUUUGGCUCUGUACUACUUUACCUUUGUAGAUGUCAUGGAAUUUAAGGACCACGUGUGUGAGCUGCUUAACACUAUUGAUGCGUGCCAAGUAUUCUUUGACAUUACGGUGAACUUUGAUUUGACCAAGAACUACCUAGACUUGGUGGUGACUUACACAACACUCAUGAUCAUACUGUCACGUAUUGAGGAGAGGAAAGCCAUCAUUGGAUUGUACAACUACGCUCACGAGAUGACGCAUGGAGCCAGCGACCGUGAGUACCCCAGGCUGGGCCAGAUGAUUGUGGAUUAUGAGAACCCUCUAAAGAAGUUGAUGGAGGAGUUUGUCCCACAUGGCAAGUCUCUGUCCGACGCCCUGAUCAGCCUCCAGAUGGUGUAUCCCAGAAGGAAUCUGUCGGCCGACCAGUGGAGAAACGCCCAGCUGCUCUCGCUCAUCUCUGCUCCCUCCACCAUGCUCAACCCUGCACAGUCAGACACUAUGCCCUGUGAAUAUUUGUCCCUGGACGCAAUGGAAAAAUGGAUCGUUUUCGGAUUCAUCCUGUGUCACGCGGUGCUAAACAGCGACGCAGCAGCGUUGUCGUUGUGGAAGCUGGCACUGCAGAGCUCCACCUGCCUCUGUCUCUUCAGGGAUGAAGUCUUCCACAUCCACAAGGCCGCAGAGGAUCUUUUUGUCAACAUCCGAGGGUACAACAAGCGCAUCAAUGACAUCAGAGAAUGCAAGGAACAGGCCCUGUCUCACGCAGGCUCCAUGCACCGUGAGCGACGCAAGUUCCUCAGGUCCGCCCUCAAAGAGCUAGCUACCGUUUUGGCGGACCAGCCUGGAUUGCUGGGUCCAAAGGCGUUAUUUGUGUUCAUGGCAUUAUCGUUUGCCCGAGACGAGAUCAUCUGGUUGCUUCGACACGCCGACAACAUACAGAAGAAAAGCACAGACGACUUCAUCGACAAACAUAUUGCAGAGCUGAUCUUCUACAUGGAGGAGCUGCGAGCCCACGUGAGGAAGUACGGUCCAGUCAUGCAGCGAUACUAUGUGCAGUACCUGUCUGGCUUUGAUGCCGUUGUACUCAACGAGCUAGUGCAGAACCUGUCUGUGUGUCCAGAGGAUGAGUCCAUUAUCAUGUCUUCAUUUGUCAACACUAUGACCUCGCUCAGCGUCAAACAAGUUGAGGAUGGCGAAGUGUUCGACUUCAGAGGCAUGAGACUUGAUUGGUUCAGACUGCAGGCCUACACCAGCGUUUCCAAAGCCAGUUUAGGUAUCGCCGACCACAAGGAGCUGGGCAAAAUGAUGAACACCAUCAUCUUCCACACCAAGAUGGUGGACUCGCUAGUGGAGAUGCUGGUGGAGACCUCAGACCUUUCCAUAUUCUGUUUCUACAGUCGUGCGUUUGAGAAGAUGUUCCAACAGUGCUUGGAGCUUCCCUCGCAGAGCCGCCACUCCAUCUGCUUCCCUUUGCUUUGCACACACUUCAUGUCCUGCACACAUGAGCUCUGUCCUGAGGAGCGUCACCACAUAGGGGACCGCAGCUUGUCAUUGUGUAACAUGUUUCUCGAUGAGAUGGCCAAACAAGCCCGGAACCUCAUCACUGACAUCUGCACUGAGCAAUGUACACUCAGUGACCAGCUGCUUCCUAAACACUGCGCCAAGACCAUCAGCCAAGCCGUCAACAAGAAGAGCAAGAAGGCCACAGGAAAAAAGGGCGAGCCAGAGAGAGAGAAACCGGGAGUGGAGAGCAUGAGGAAGAACAGACUACUGGUCACCAAUCUGGACAAACUGCACACGGCGCUUUCAGAACUCUGCUUCUCCAUCAACUACGUUCCCAAUUUAGCGGUGUGGGAGCACACGUUCACGCCGAGAGAGUACCUCACUUCGCACCUGGAGAUCAGGUUUACCAAGUCCAUUGUGGGCAUGACCAUGUACAACCAAGCUACUCAGGAGAUCGCCAAACCCAGCGAGCUGCUGACCAGCGUGCGAGCCUACAUGACAGUGCUGCAGUCCAUCGAGAACUACGUCACCAUUGACAUCACACGGGUCUUCAACAACGUCCUACUGCAGCAGACGCAGCACCUGGACAGCCACGGCGAGCCCACCAUCACCAGCCUCUACACCAACUGGUACCUGGAGACGUUGCUCCGGCAGGUCAGUAACGGACACAUCGCUUACUUUCCCGCCAUGAAGGCCUUCGUCAACCUGCCCACGGAGAACGAGCUGACCUUCAAUGCGGAGGAAUACUCCGAUAUCUCUGAAAUGCGUUCGCUGUCUGAGCUGCUGGGGCCUUAUGGCAUGAAAUUCCUUAGCGAAAGCCUCAUGUGGCACAUCUCCUCGCAGGUGGCCGAGCUCAAGAAAUUAGUGGUGGAGAACAUGGAAGUGCUGACUCAGAUGAGAACCAGCUUUGACAAACCCGACCACAUGGCGGCGUUGUUCAAGAAACUCACUUCUGUGGACAGCGUCCUCAAGAGGAUGACCAUCAUCGGAGUCAUCCUCUCAUUCCGCUCGCUGGCUCAGGAAGCACUGAGAGACGUGUUAUCGUGCCACAUUCCCUUCCUGGUCAGUUCUGUGGAGGAUUUCAAGGACCACAUUCCAAGAGAGACAGACAUGAAGGUGGCCAUGAACGUCUAUGAACUGUCCUCCGCUGCCGGUUUGCCUUGCGAGAUCGACCCGGCCCUGGUGGUAGCGCUGUCGUCGCAAAAGAGCGAGAACAUCAGUCCAGAGGAGGAGUACAAGAUUGCAUGCCUGCUGAUGGUGUUUGUGGCCGUUUCCUUGCCAACGCUGGCCAGCAACGUGAUGUCACAGUACAGCCCCGCCAUUGAGGGUCAUUGUAAUAACAUCCAUUGCCUGGCCAAAGCCAUCAACCAGAUCGCCGCCGCGCUCUUCACCAUCCACAAAGGAAGCAUCGAGGACCGCCUCAAAGAGUUCCUGGCUCUGGCCUCAUCGAGCCUCUUGAAGAUUGGCCAGGAGACUGACAAGAUGACCACGCGUAACAGAGAGUCUGUUUACCUGCUGCUCGACAUGAUUGUGCAGGAGUCCCCCUUCCUCACAAUGGACUUGCUGGAAUCCUGCUUCCCAUACGUGCUCCUGCGUAAUGCCUACCACGCCGUCUACAAGCAGAGCAUCAGCGCCAACGCGUAAACGCGCACACUCCUGCCGUAUGCUUCGUUUGUCGAUGCACAGCUGAUUAUUAAGUAUGUUCCCCCGCCUAUCCACCAUUCACUAUCGGUGAUAUUGUUUUAGGAUCCAAUUGACUGAAAAUUUGCGCUUUUGCGUAUUUUGUGGAACACCCAAAACAUGCAACAACUUUGUGCCAAAGCCCUGUUGAAUAAAGUAGUAAAAGUAGUGCUUUGGCGCUUCUUGUGACAACUUGAAAGUGAAGUGAGGGGCUUCUGUUGGACUGCUACCAUCUUGUUAGCUGCUACUUACAUUUUUUUGCGGUGGCUCCAAUUUCUUGUAAUUGACUCUUUAUGCCACAUGGUGGUGCUAAAUGACUACUUUUACCUCAGGCAAGAGUGAUGCCUGUUUAACCCUUUCGUGGACCGUGGUCAAAAGUCGGCACUUACCUUUAACCCUUCCUAGAACAAGUGAUUAUUUUUGGUCAUUUAAAAUGCAUAUAUAAACAUUUUUUAUUAUUAUUAAUCACUGUAGUUAUUUAUAUAUUUUUCCAUAAUUAUAAAUUCAUAAAUAAUAACACAAUAUUAGUAAUAAACACAAAAUUAAUUAAAAAGAAAAACAAACACACACUGGCUAUGGCCCCAAGUAACACUAAAGUUGAUUGGCUGUUAGUGCUCAUGUUUUAGUGCCAUUGACUGCUCUAGACUUCCAAUCCAUUUUUACUGGGAGUUCGUUCGCCCACCCUACUCAAAAUGGAUUGGAAGUCUAGCACCAUCAAUGCCAGCCAACGAUUUAAAUGAGUGCCCUGUAAGGGAUAGAUUUUUAAAAAUAAAAAUUCAUAAUUCGUGCAUGAAAGGGUUACUCAAAAAAGCCUAAGAAUUGCCAAUCGAGUGCACUGCUUUUGCCCUAGAAGAGAGCCUCAAGUCACUUCAACAUAGCUCCUUGUCAACAAGAUGGAUCCAAGGCACUACUUUUGACUGAAUGAAGCUCCUCAACUGACUUCGAUGUAGUUCCUUGGCAACCAAGGUGGCAGCAAAGCACUACGUUUCUUUCAUUAAAGCGCCUCAACUUAUCUUGAUGGUUUCAGGAAGAACAACAAAGUAAAUUGGUUUCCAAAAAAACAUUAUGUGAAUAGGCGGGGUCUCUGUAUACUCGAUGAACAAUUACCAAGUAACAAAAAAAACCUGUAAAGAUGUUUAAACAAAAACAAUAAGAUGGCUGACAAACCUGUGACGCACACUCACGAGCUGGAAGAAAUUGGGGAACAGCUACAUUUUUGUGUUUUUAUUCCUUUUUUUUUUUUUUUUUUUUUUUUUUUUUUUUAAUGUUAUGCUGUCACUGGGGAGACCAAAACCGCAGCGACACAAAACAAACCUGAGCGUUUGUUUAUAUGAGGACAAAAAAAUUAUAAAUAAAUAGUAUAUAUAAAUCUACAGUAUAUAUAUUGAGUUGACACUAAACUAUUUGACGGCGUGUUUGUGCUGGUGAUGGAUUUGGAUGAUUUUCUUGACGUUUGUUUUUUCUUUCAUUUUGCUCAAAGAGGGCGGCUGACGUCCGCUUACAGUUUGUGUACAUUUUCCAUUAACGCCGCCUUGUGACAUUUCAUAACAAAAACUCACGCAUUCACUUGUAACAUGGUGAUUUUGUUCUUUUUUUCUAGCUCGUGGUUACAAAUUCUUGUGGGUUAUGGAAAAAAAAAAAAAGUUUUUGAUGUGAACUCAACUGGUCUGUUUUUACGUUUUCUUACUUUUACAAUUUUCCGAACGUGUUAACACUACAUGAUGUUUGUGUGAGAGAGGAAAGGGUGGGUUUGGGGGUCAUGCAUUCUGUAACAUAGUGGAGUAAAAAAAGAAAAAGACCAAGAAGCCCUCAGCUGCUCUCAAUCACGGUUAAUAAAGUACAAGUGAACAUUUCUUCAUUUGUCUGCAUGGA